CUCAGUUGAUUCCUCGUAUCCUAAUACUAUGACCCUCCCAACUCGUCCCCUGGGCAAGGAUGGCCCGCAAGUCCCCCGCCUCGGCUUCGGCACUAUGGGGCUAAGCGCCUUCUAUGGCCCUACCAAACCAGACGAAGAACGCUUGGCUGUCCUAGACAGAGCAUACGAACUUGGGGAGACGUUCUGGGAUACUGCCAUGCUCUACGGCGACAGCGAAGAACUCAUCGGCCGCUGGUUCGCAGCAAACCCCGGCAAACGCGCCGACAUCUUCCUUGCAACAAAAUUCUAUUUCCGCUGGGUAAACGGCGAGCGCGUGACAGACACCAGCUACGAGAAUUGCAAGCGCUGCUGCAACGAAAGCUUGCGACGACUAGGCAUAGACACCAUCGAUCUCUUCUACGCGCACCGCCUAGACCCGAAGACGCCGAUUGAAGAGACCAUGAAAGCGCUCGCCGAGCUGAAAGAGGAGGGCAAGAUCCGCUAUAUCGGGCUCAGCGAAUGCAGUUCCGAUUCUCUCCGCCGCGCUUGCAAAGUCCAUCACGUUGCAGCUGUGCAGGUAGAGUACAGCCCCUUCUCGUUGGAAAUUGAGUCCGAGCAGAUUGGCCUCUUGAAAACGGCAAGGGAGCUGGGUGUUGCAGUCGUUGCGUAUUCGCCCCUUAGCCGGGGGAUACUUUCCGGCCAGAUCCGGUCACGCGACGACUUCGGGCCCGGCGAUCUGCGUGCCAUGCUGCCGCGAUACAGUCCAGAGAACUUCGGGAAAAAUCUCGAGGCGGUCGAUAAGCUGGCCACCCUGGCCAAAGAAAAAGGGUGUACGGUCAGUCAGUUGACCCUCGCGUGGCUGCUAUCGCAGGGAGAUGAUAUCUUUCCGAUUCCGGGAACGACGAGGAUUAGUGCACUGGAGGAGAAUGUAGAGUCUCUGAAGGUGCAAUUUACGGAAGAGGAAGAGAGAAGGUUUCGGAGCAUUAUCAGCGAAGCUGAGGUUGCUGGGGGCCGAUAUCCAGAUGCCUAUGCAGGGACGCUGUAUGUUGAUACUGUGCUGCCGGAGUGA
Aspergillus nidulans FGSC A4 is the source of this 1048-nucleotide messenger RNA. RefSeq lists its product as uncharacterized. The transcript is spliced from 2 exons. The record is from RefSeq and is a predicted model, not a curated record. NCBI's taxonomy places the organism in Eukaryota, Fungi, Ascomycota, Eurotiomycetes, Eurotiales, Aspergillaceae. The coding region runs from base 29 to 1048 and encodes 339 amino acids.